AUGCCGAAGAAGUUCACGGGUGAGAAUUCGAAAGCGGCGGCAGCGCGCUCACGUAAAGAGGCUGUGAAGAAGGAGCAAGCUGAGAAGAAGAAACAGGCUGAAGAGGAUGCGUAUUGGCGUGACGACGAUAAGAGUGUUUUGCGGAAACAACAACGCAAGGAAGAAAUGGAGCGAAAGCGGCAGGAAGCGUUACAGCGUAAGCAAGAGAAUCGACUUGCCCAUGACGAGGAAAUGAAUUCGCUGGCCGGCAAAGUUGCAUCCAACGCGGCUGCGAAAGUAAUCUCUUCCAGUCUAAUUUACCACCUUAACAGCAAGCAUUUUCCGGUUGGAAUUCAGGUAACACAAGCACAUAUCGAGGCAGUGAAGCGUCUUGAAGAAGAGCAACGAAAAGAAGAAGCGAAAGAAAGACUUUUGAAGGAGAAGAAAAUCGAGUCUGAGGAUGGAGAACUCGAAGAGAACGUGAAUCGACUCGAAACAGACGGUGAAACAGCUCGUUCAGUGACGGAAGCCAUUCAGUUACUUUCUACGGAUGGUGAUUCUGUAGACAGGCAUCCAGAAAAACGGAUGAAAGCUGCUUAUUUGGCAUUCGAGGAACGUUUAAUGCCACGUUUGAAGGAGGAGCACCCAACCUUCCGAUUAUCCCAGCUAAAGCAAUUGCUAAAGAAAGAAUGGCAAAAGUCACCUGACAAUCCGCUGAAUCAAAAAAUUCUCAACAUUGUGCAAUGA
This is a messenger RNA of Anisakis simplex (herring worm), 726 nucleotides long. NCBI's taxonomy places the organism in Eukaryota, Metazoa, Nematoda, Chromadorea, Rhabditida, Anisakidae. The record is from the annotation of a GenBank genome assembly.